UCCUAAGAGAGGACCCCCUCCAAACCUGCCACAAGUUCCCCCAGUUUGGAGAUGGAACAGUUGCUCAGCUCCGCCCUCCACGUGGGAAAACAGGAAGUCCCUCCCCUUGUGGGCGGUACAAGAAGUUCAGAGGGGAGGCCCCACCCGCCGGAUAUGACGUAAAGAGGCUAUCUCCGGAGGUGGAGCGAGCUAGGGGAGUGGCCUCGACCCUAGCUGCGACUAUGGAGGAGUCUGGCUACCGGGUGGUGUUCGAAAAGGGCGGCGUGUUCCUGCACACGAGCGCCAGGGGGCGGCACCAGGACCCGGGUUCUCUCAUCGCCGGCGUACUGCGCCUGCUCGAGAAGGACAAUGAUGUCAUCCUGCAUUGGGCCCCCCUAGAAGAGGCCGGAGACUCCUCCCACGUGGUGUUCUCCAGAAAGGCGGGUGCCCCGCCCCCGGAGCCUGGUGGGGGAGACCCCUGCCCUUCAGAGGAAGAGCCAACCUUUGACCCCGGCUACGAGCCCGAUUGGGCUGUGAUCAGCACUGUGCGCUCCCGGCCGCGGCCCCCCGAGCCUGCCCCGUCUGCAGGGUCAGGCAGCUCCCGGGGCCCCUGGGCCUUCUCCGUGAGCCUGGGGGAGCUGAAGUCGAUUCGGCGCUCCAAGCCAGGCCUGGGCUGGGCGUACCUGGUGCUGGUGACCCAGUCCGGAGGCUCCCUACCGGCUCUCCACUUCCACCGAGGGGGCACCCGGGCCCUGCUGAGGGUCCUCAGCCGAUACCUGCUGCUGGCCAGCUCCCCCCAGGACUCUCGGCUCUACCUCGUCUUCCCUCACGACUCCUCAGCCCUCUGCAACUCCUUCCAUCACCUCCAGCUCUUUGAUGAUGACAGUUCCAACUUGGUGUCUCGUUUCCUCCAGGACCCCUAUGCAGCCACCUUCGGUGGUUUCUCGCGGGUGACCAACUUUUUUCGAGGAGCCCUUCAGCCUCCCCAUGAUGGGCCUCCACCUGGCCGCCCAGAGGCCCCUGACGAUGAGGAGCCGGAGCCUGGCUUUGAAGUCAUCUCCUGUGUGGAGCUGGGGCCCCGGCCAGUGGUGUCCCGGGGGCAGCCUGUGACAGAGGACGUGUGGGCCAGACAUGUGGGUCCUGACGGGCAGCUUCAAGAUGUUGAGGGACUCAAGGCUCAGAUCUUCUCAGGGGGCCUGUGCCCGGCUUUGAGGAGAGAGGCCUGGAAGUUUCUGCUCGGAUAUCUCAGCUGGGAGGGCUCGGCCGAGGAGCACAAGGCCCACGUCCGCAGGAAAACGGACGAGUAUUUCCGCAUGAAGCUGCAGUGGAAGUCCGUGAGUCCUGAGCAAGAACGGAGGAACUCGCUGCUUCACGGUUACCGGAGCCUCAUCGAGCGGGACGUGAGCCGCACUGACCGCAGCAACAAGUUCUACGAGGGGCCGGGGAAUCCGGGCCUGGGGCUGCUCAACGACAUCCUCCUCACCUACUGCAUGUACCACUUCGACCUGGGUUACGUUCAGGGGAUGAGCGACCUGCUGUCCCCCAUCCUCUACGUCACUCAGAACGAGGUCGAUGCCUUCUGGUGUUUCUGCGGCUUCAUGGAGCUCGUGCACGGAAACUUUGAAGAGAGUCAGGAGACGAUGAAGCGCCAGCUUGGGCAGCUCCUGCUGCUCCUGCGGGUUCUGGACCCGCCACUCUGCGACUUCCUCGACUCCCAGGACUCGGGCUCUCUGUGCUUCUGUUUCCGCUGGCUGCUCAUCUGGUUCAAGCGCGAGUUCCCCUUCCCCGACGUCCUGCGGCUGUGGGAGGUGCUGUGGACCGGGCUCCCCGGCCCCAACAUGCAUCUGCUGGUGGCCUGCGCCAUCCUGGACAUGGAGAGAGACGCCCUCAUGCUGUCCGGCUUCGGCUCCAACGAGAUCCUCAAACACAUCAACGAGCUCACCAUGAAGCUCAGCGUGGAGGACGUCCUGACGCGCGCCCAGGCGCUCCACAUGCAGCUGACGGCCUGUCCGGUGAGACCCAGACCCCGAGCCCCCGGGCCGCGUCCCGCUUCCCGGACCCUCCCCUCACUCUGGCCUCUGCCUCUUCCCCCCAGGAGCUGCCCCACAACGUGCAGGAGAUCCUGGGCCUGGGUCCAGUUGCAGCUUCCGCCCCGGGCAGCCCCUCGCCCUCGGGUUCCCCCCUGCCCCUGUCCCCCAGCCCGGCCCCCGAAGUCCCGUCCCCUGUUUCGGGGGGUCAUUCGCCCACUCCCCAGCCUGACAGCAGCCUAGAAAUCCUGCCCGAGGGCUCGGGGCUAGAGUGAGCCCCAGGGUCCCGCCGCACCCACUCCCCGCUGCCCCGGCCCCGUCUCCCCCGCACACGCACUUUACCCCUCCCCGUGUCACCAAAGCUCGGACCCCUGCCCCGGGACGGGGGGCGCCCCUCUCUGCCCAUUAAACGGGUCACUUCGAUGCUC
Messenger RNA from Monodelphis domestica (gray short-tailed opossum), 2434 nucleotides. It is a transcript of the gene TBC1D17, whose product is annotated as TBC1 domain family member 17. Gene Ontology annotation, biological process: activation of GTPase activity. Lineage: Eukaryota; Metazoa; Chordata; Mammalia; Didelphimorphia; Didelphidae. Gene Ontology annotation, molecular function: GTPase activator activity. The record is from RefSeq and is a predicted model, not a curated record.